Gossypium raimondii (Peruvian cotton) is the source of this 1347-nucleotide messenger RNA. RefSeq names its product GDSL esterase/lipase At1g71250. The transcript is spliced from 5 exons. Gene Ontology annotation, molecular function: hydrolase activity, acting on ester bonds. The record is from RefSeq and is a predicted model, not a curated record. Bases 46 to 1134 code for a protein of 362 amino acids. NCBI's taxonomy places the organism in Eukaryota, Viridiplantae, Streptophyta, Magnoliopsida, Malvales, Malvaceae.
AAUAAAACUUCCAUUAUUCUCUUCCUACAUUCAUAUUUUCAAGUUAUGGAUAUUCUUAUCAAACCAACGCUAAAGUUGUUUAUUUCAUUUGCUAUUUUGAUGGUUCAGUAUGGCAAUGCAGAACGAGUUCCUGCGCUUUUUGUGUUUGGAGACUCGCUGGUUGAUGUGGGCAACAACAAUUUCCUUAACUCAAUUGCCAAGUCUAAUUAUUUCCCUUAUGGUAUUGAUUUCAAUAUGCAGCCUACUGGAAGAUUUUGUAAUGGAAAAACCUUUGUUGACAUUAUCGGAGAGAUGCUGGGCGUCCCUUAUCCUUCGCCCUUUGCUGAUCCCUACACUGCAGGAGUUAAACUACUAGGAGGAGUGAACUAUGCUUCAGCGGCCGCUGGAAUCCUUGACGAGAGUGGCCAACAUUAUGGUGAACGGUAUAGCCUAAGACAACAAGUAUUGAAUUUCGAAACCACGUUGGAUCAACUACGAACAAUGAUGGGGCGUGAUAAUUUGACGAGUUUCCUUGCCAAAUCCAUAGCAAUUUUGGUGUUUGGGAGCAAUGAUUACAUCAACAAUUACCUCAUGCCUUCUAUCUACGCUUCAAGCUUCAAUUACAAUCCUACACAAUUUAGCAACUUGCUUCUCAACCGCUAUGCCCCCCAACUUCUGACCUUAUACAAUUUAGGAAUAAGGAAAAUGUUUAUAGCUGGAAUUGGACCGCUUGGUUGCAUCCCUAACCAAAGAGCCACAGGACAGGCAGCGCCGGGAAGAUGCGUAGAUUACGUUAAUGAUAUAUUGGGCACUUUCAACCAAGGCUUAAAAUCAUUGGUAGAUCAACUAAAUAAGCGUCCUGGAGCAAUCGUUACAUAUGGCAAUACUUAUGGUGCCGUGGGUGACAUCCUAAAUAAUCCUUCCACUUACGGAUUCAACGUGGUUGACAAGGGAUGCUGUGGAAUAGGGAGGAACCAAGGGCAAAUAACAUGUCUACCAUUUGCAUAUCCUUGUACAAACAGAGACCAAUACGUGUUUUGGGAUGCUUUCCAUCCUACACAAGCUGCUAAUGUUAUUCUAGCUCGUCGUGCUUUCUAUGGGCCACCUCUGGAUACGUAUCCCCUAAACAUCCAACAAAUGACUCUUAUCCAUUGAUCUUUCUCUAUUUUUUUUUCUUUAAUAAAACUAUUAUAUAUAUACUAGAAGAAGAUUCUGGCUUUGUCGCGGGUAAACAAAUUCUUUCAUUGCGACCCGGGUUUAAGGUGAUCAUGGCAUGAAUGCUAUAUAAGAUUCUGUAAACAACAAUAUUUUCUUGAUUUUUAGUAGCAUGAAGCAAUGAUAGAUUCCCCCAAUGAUAUGUUGAAUACA